Molecule: messenger RNA, 726 nt
Organism: Cryptomeria japonica (Japanese cedar)
Lineage: Eukaryota; Viridiplantae; Streptophyta; Pinopsida; Cupressales; Cupressaceae
Exons: 1
Coding region: 1-726 (241 amino acids)
Source: RefSeq, a predicted model, not a curated record
AUGUGGGAGAAGGACAAGCCUCUGGAUAUUUUGCAGGCUAACGAUACUCUGCUAAAGAAGAAUGUGGGUUUUGGAAACAUGGUGGGGGGGUCCAGCGGGGGGUCCAACCCACAUGAAGAGGUUCUAGAGACUGGAAAAGAUUCUAGAAAAUUGUCAUCCCUUUUUGGAACUAGACCAUCUGGAAAAUCCUCCUUGCCUCUUGUCAAGAACAUAUCAGACCCUACUGGUGGUAAUUUCACCAUUUCUAUCCUUGAUUCGGUUCUGGAUCAUAACAUAAGUAGUAUGUCUAACUCUCUAGUGGGUAAAUUCAUGGGACCAUGCCCAAACACUGAAUUUGUUAGGGCUUAUGUCAAAUGGAAAUGGGCUUUGAAAGUUAAUGUUGAAAUUUCAACUCUGCCCAAAGGCCUCCUCACCUUUGCCUUUUCAUGUGAAGAAGAUAAAAUAAGGAUCCUCUAUGGUAGUCCUUGGUUAGUUGGAAAGACAGCUCUGGUCCUUCAGAAAUGGCAUCUGAAUCUAAACAUGAGUGAUUAUCUUCUAGUGCAAGUCCUAGUUUGGGUUAAGUUACUAGGUCUGCCUCUUGAGUAUUGGGCAGAAAGCAUUUUCUCAGGUAUAGAAAGCUCUUUUGGUGAGCUCCUCUCAAUAGAUCCAAUCACAACUUCUAGAAGGAGGCUCACUCAUGCCAUAUUUUGUGUAGGGAUCGCCCACGAUGUAGAUAUGCCUAAAUAG